Molecule: messenger RNA, 766 nt
Organism: Leptopilina heterotoma
Lineage: Eukaryota; Metazoa; Arthropoda; Insecta; Hymenoptera; Figitidae
Product: glucose dehydrogenase [FAD, quinone]-like
Exons: 1
Coding region: 82-591 (169 amino acids)
Molecular function (GO): oxidoreductase activity, acting on CH-OH group of donors; flavin adenine dinucleotide binding
Source: RefSeq, a predicted model, not a curated record
AAAACUUCCUCUCAAAAAAAUUUAACAGCUCCAAAUAUACAAUUCAUUUUUAUACCGAUUUUCACUUCGCCUGAAAAUGGCAUGUACUACACAAGUUUCGAUCAAAAAAUAUUACUAAUACACCCCAAAAGUACGGGUUACCUGAAACUUAAUGAAACUGAUCCAGUGUGGAGUGAACCUCUAAUAGACUUUAAAUUUUUCUCUGACGGUGUAGAUUUUGAUGAACUACUGGAAGGAAAUCGAUUAGGACUAAAAAUUAUUGAUACAAAAGCAAUCAGGGAAAGUAAUUUCGAGCUUGAUAGAACACCUCUACCGGGUUGUGAACAACAUGAAUUUAAUUCUGACAAUUAUUGGCGAUGUUCUGCAAUGCAUUACACUGUAUCAAUGUUUCAUCCAACUGGUACUUGUAAAAUGGGUCCGAAAAAUGAUUCGGAAGCUGUUGUUGAUGCGAGACUACGAGUUUAUGGUGUCAAAGGAUUACGAGUGGCUGAUGCAUCAAUUAUGCCAUUAAUAGUAGGAGCGAAUCCACAAGCAACUGUAAUGAUGAUUGCUGAAAAAGCUAGCGAUAUGAUCAAAGAAGAUUGGAGUUAAUUUUUUUUUAGUUUUUUGGUUCUUUUUGAAAAGUAAGUAAUGACUGCAAGACACCCAUUGUCAAAAUCAUAGUAAUACUACAAAAGAAAAUAGUUCUAACAAUUAUAUUCUUUUAUUUGUUGUUUAGAAUAAAUUUUUAUAAAUAUGGUCACGAUUUUUCUUAUUAAGUUUUCAU